Messenger RNA from Dioscorea cayenensis subsp. rotundata (Guinea yam), 763 nucleotides. Its product is annotated as acid phosphatase 1-like. NCBI's taxonomy places the organism in Eukaryota, Viridiplantae, Streptophyta, Magnoliopsida, Dioscoreales, Dioscoreaceae. The transcript has 3 exons. The coding region runs from base 1 to 711 and encodes 236 amino acids. The record is from RefSeq and is a predicted model, not a curated record.
AUGAAGCCAUUGCUAUCCACCUUCAUGUUGAUCCAUAACCUAAUAGUAAUAUUGAUGACAAAUAAUAAACUUCAUGCAACUCAUGCACAUGAUCUCCUUGUUAUCAAUGGCGGUGGCUUCUCUUGUGAGAGUUGGCUCCUUGGAGUAGAGACUAACAACGUGAGAGGGUGGAAGACCGUGCCACGGGGUUGUGAGAGCUUCGUCGGGCAGUAUAUGAUCGGUAAGCGAUACGGCGAGGACUUGGCGAUGGUGGUCAGAGAGGCAGAGAAGUAUGCAAGAGGGUUGAAGCUUGGAGGUGAUGGAAAGGAGGUUUGGGUCUUUGAUGUUGAUGACACUGCUCUCUCUAACUUGCCUUUCUAUGCUCAUAGGGGAUUUGGAAGACCAGCAGUGCAACAAAGUUUAAGGCUAUACAAGACCCUCUUGUCUUUAGGCAUCAAAGUUAUGUUCCUAGGUACUGAUUUUGAGCAUGAUAGGGACAUCAUUUCUGCCAAUCUGAGGAAGGUUGGAUAUAUUACUUGGGAGAAAUUAUUAUUAAGAAUACCAAAAGUCAAAUUAUCUACAAUCUCAUAUAAAUCCAGUGAAAGGAAGAAAUUACAACAAGAAGGUUACAAAAUUAUCGGUAAUAUUGGAGAUCAAUGGAGUGAUAUUUUAGGUACACCAGAAGGUGACCGCACAUUCAAGCUACCGAACCCAAUGUACUAUGUUAAUUAAUUUUUAAAAUUUUGAAAUAAUUUUAUAAAAAUUAUUUUAUAAAUGACCCUCU